Molecule: messenger RNA, 5139 nt
Organism: Lates calcarifer (barramundi perch)
Lineage: Eukaryota; Metazoa; Chordata; Actinopteri; Centropomidae
Gene: ap4e1
Product: adaptor related protein complex 4 subunit epsilon 1
Biological process (GO): receptor-mediated endocytosis; intracellular protein transport
Cellular component (GO): membrane coat; AP-4 adaptor complex
Molecular function (GO): cargo adaptor activity
Source: RefSeq, a predicted model, not a curated record
GCCUUCGGCUGUUGCUGCUGAAUCAAAACAAUGGCCGACUGGCAUGCUAGCAUUUCACCUCUUGUGAUCUUUUUAAGUGUUUAAUAGGCAACGUUCACUGUCUCAGUGUAAGAGAGUCUCACUGGGAUGGACAGAUGAUUUAAUAAGUGUGUUUUUGAAGGAAGAAACCUGCUGCCGCAUCCGCUUCUCGCUGCCAAAAUGAGCGAUGUUGUGGAGAAGACACUGACAGCUCUGCCCAGCCUCCUGUCUUUAGACUCUCAGCCUGGAUCUGCGAAACUGUCCUCCACCUCCAAACUCGGAAACCUCAUCAGAGGAAUCACCGAGCUAACGUCCAAACAUGAGGAAGAGAAACUUAUUCAGCGUGAACUGGCAUCUAUCAAAGAACAGGUGUCCUCCCCCAACACCUCCAUGAGGCAGAUGAAGGAGCUAAUGGUGAGAGCAAUCUACUGUGAAAGCCUGGGUUAUGAGGCUUCCUUCAGCUAUAUUCAUGCCAUUAAACUGGCUCAACAAGGCACUGUUCUGGAGAAAAGAGUCGGUUACCUCGCUGUGUCUCUGUUUCUGAACGAAAGUCAUGAGCUGCUUCUUCUUCUGGUGAACACUGUGUUAAAGGAUCUUCAGAGCACAAACCUUAUUGAAGUGUGCAUGGCUCUAACUGUCGUCAGCCAGAUGUUCCCCAAAGAUAUGAUACCUGCGAUCCUUCCUCUGGUAGAGGAGAAACUUAAUCACCCAAAAGAAAUCAUUCGACGAAAAGCAGUUCUGGCACUGUACAAAUUCUACCUGAUAGCACCAAACCAAGUCCAACACAUCCACAACAAGUUUCGCAAAGCUCUGUGUGACAAGGAUCCUGGUGUUAUGACAGCUUCACUGCACAUCUACUUACAGAUGAUCCAGGAGAAUCCAGAGGGUUAUAAGGAUUUAACAGCAAGUUUUGUCACCAUACUGAAGCAGGUGGUGGGAGGAAAGCUGCCCAUGGAUUUUAACUAUCACAGUGUUCCUGCCCCAUGGCUUCAAAUCCAGCUUCUCAGAAUACUGUCCUUACUUGGAAAAAAUGACCAGAGUACAAGCGAGAUCAUGUAUGAGGUCCUCGACGAGUCUUUACGAAGAGCAGAGAUGAAUCAUAACAUCACCUAUGCAAUAUUAUAUGAGUGUGUCAAAUGUAUUUACACAAUUCAUCCCAAAUCUGACCUUUUGGAAAAAGCUGCAAAGUGCAUUGGUAACUUUGUUCUGUCACCGAAGAUAAAUCUCAAAUAUCUGGGCUUGAAGGCCCUCACCUACGUGGUCCAGCAGGAUCCCAAACUGGCCCUGCAGCAUCAGAUGACCAUCAUAGAGUGUCUUGAUCACCCUGACCUCAUCAUCAAGCGUGAGACACUGGAGUUGCUCUUUCGGAUCACUAACGCCCAGAAUGUCACCGUUAUUGUCGAGAAGAUGCUGGAGUUUCUGCACAGCAAUACGGAUGACUACACUACUAUUGACCUUGUGGGGAAGGUGGCAGAACUGGCAGAAAAAUAUGCACCAGGCAAUGAGUGGUUCAUUGAGACCAUGAACACAGUGUUUUCAGUGGGUGGAGACAUGAUGCAGCCUGACAUCCCAAACAGUUUCCUUAAACUGCUCUCUGAGGGAUUUGACACUGUGGAGGAGGACAGGAAGCUGAGGCUGUUUGCUGUGGAUUCAUAUGUUUCUUUGCUGCAAGGAGAGCCUGGCAAGCUGCCACAGCGCUUCCUCCAGGUCAUCAGCUGGGUCCUCGGUGAAUACUCUCAUCUGAGGGAGGAACUUGAACCAGCCACAGUCAUGAGGCUGCUGGCAAAGCUGCUGGACAUGAAGCAAACCAGCAGCGAGACCAAGAGCUGGGUCCUCCUGGCAAUGACCAAGCUCGUGAGGGCGGGGCAGGUGUUUCAGUCCGCUCAGGAGGUUUCUGAGACAUAUGGCAGCUCGAUGGACACAGUGCUGAGACAGAGGGCUCAGGAGCUGCAGCAUCUCAGCCAAGACUGUGAACUACGAGCCAGGGUGCUACCUCAAGACGCUGGCCUGGAGCCCCUGGAGGUGGAUUCCUCUCUCUCCUUUCUUGAUGGAUUUGUGUCGGAAGCAUUGGCCGCUGGCGCUGCUCCAUAUAAGCCUCCCCAUCAACGGCAGGAGGAACUAGCUCAGGCAAAAGCAUUGAGCCUGGAGCCAUACGGCCUGUCCCUGCCCAUCAGCAUGUCCUCAUGCAGCAUUGCCGACAGACAGUCUCCUACACUGUUGUCCAUGAGCUCUGGUCUGUCAGGCGACAGCACCGACCUCUCACACAAAGGAAGCUCUACAACUCUGAAGCUGGAUGGAGUGAAGAGGGUGUGGGGGAGAGAGGGGUAUCUGGCGCAGAGGGAGGCUGUGGAGGAAGCUGCCCAGGUGGAGGUACCGAGUCCCCUAAGGUCACCCAGCCAACAGGCGGAGGCUGACAGCUCCCACAGCCAGACUCCAACUCCCACACCGACCCCUGAGCCUGAUCAAGAAAAACAACAACUGGCUUCUUCUCUGUUUUUCGGCCUCAGCUCCCAAAGCUCUGUGUGUCUGAUGGGAAAAUCUGAGCCGACGCCCCAGCGGUUCAGAAGAAAAGCCAAAGGUCAGGCCUCGUCCUCGGGUGCCGCUGAACAAAUAUCCAAUUCCCUUGUCUCCGCCCCCAGCGCUGUGGAUAACUUUCUGUGUAACAACCUACUGGACUCCAACAUCACCUCACAAGUGGGCAUUUCCUCAUCUGAGCAGACAUCUGAACUCUCUCAGGGCCCUGCUACUACUAAUGGCACCUGUGAUACGGAAGCUGAGUCAACUGACGGUGACAUAAAGGGAAGUAACCCCUCCCUCAUCAUCGGGGAUAAUGGUUUGGUAGCUGCUGAUCCCACUCCACACAAAGACCCAGGCAGCCCUAAAGACUUUUGUCUCAGCUCUCAUCUGCCUGCAGAGCUUUCUGAACUCUGCCGCUCAGAAAUCACUCCUCUGUGCUCCAACCAAAGCCUGGGACUCUCAGCCUGUCAUGUGCACAAAGAGGAUUCCUUAGUGCUAGUCGUUUUCAUUACCAACUCCUCUGAUGCUGCCAUUCGACAGAUACUACUAGAUCUUGACUCAGAACAACUACAGGUAUCCUGUGUGUCUGACAGUCCAGUGGAGGACGUGACAAGCCACAGUGUAGCAAUGCACCAGUUUUCCCUGACUGUGAAGAGGCCUUCAGUUCAUGUUGAAGUAGUCGGGAUGGUAUCUUACCAAUUGCCUGUUGGGACACCUCAGGAAGUGCAGUUCUCAUACAAACUCCCCCUAACCAGCUUCAUCAGACCUUUGACGGUGUCCACAGAGGAGUACGGAACGAUGUGGCUGUCGUUCUCUCAUGAUACAAAGCAAAAUCUGACGCUGAUAAGUGACGGAGAAGAACCUCUCACAGCCACUCUGAAUGUACUGAAGGAGAAACUUCAGCUCCAUAUUGUGGAAAUCAUAGGUAUGGAGGGUAUCAUAGCUUGCCAGCUCCUCCGGGAUCAGCCGUGUCUGAUGCACUGCCGCGUGCAUGCGGAUGUGCUGGCCGUGUGGCUGCGCUCUCCAGUCCCCGACCUGCCCGACUGCCUGAUCUACCACUGUCAGAGGGCUUUACAGGAGCACUGAGCCCCAACUGCAACACCUCCACUGACACCACUGACCGACCAGACCACCAGAACCCUCAACCACUGAAGAGGAAGGUACACACAGCUGUAGUGCAGAACAGAAAGGGAGAUAUCUGAUGUUGUGCAUUCUCAUCUUACAUAUUACAGUGUUUACUGUUUGUUUAUCUCUUCCAUUAUAAGUUACUUAGUAGGAUUUGGUCUUGAUGUCCACAGGUCAUUGAAUAUUUCACAGGAUCACAACUGUUUGAAAGUCAUGGCUGGUGAUAACCUCAGGGUUAAAAGACUGUUUGUUUAACCCUAUGUGGGCGUUUGGUGUUUGGAGAACACUAAUGUCUUAAAAUGAUGACUAGGGCUGCAAAAUGACUUGAAAACUUUUGAAAUGAAUACUUAGAAUGAUAUUGUUGGUAUAAGGGAAAGUUGUGAAGUUAUUUCUGUGCCUCUGGUCUGCAUGUUCCAUAGUAAGAGAGAGAUGAUGACAGUGAAGCCAAUUUGGAAUUAAAUACGUUUUCAUUCUGUACCUUAAGACAUUUCACUGCUAAACUCACUCGGCUGCGUUUUUUUUUUUUUUUUUUUCAUGUUCAUCAAUAUAAUUGAAGUAAUAGUCAUUAUAAUGGAAGAAAUAAGUCCAAUCCUUACAUUGUAUUGAUUGAUGAUACUUCUUAAGUGUUUUGGGAAGAACAGAGGAUAUUGGUAUCUUUUAGGAGUAGCAAUUAAAUGACUUUCACAAACUGUUACAGGAGAAUUUAAAAUAUUCUACCUGUCAGUGAAGCAAACUAAUAUUUACUUACAAUUUCUUUUCAAAGAAACCCUUUGUGUUUCCAUGCAGCAAAAAUAGUUUUACAUCCUUGUUUGUCUUAAAGAUGACACUACAUCAAUGCUCAGCUGCAGCACUGACACUUAAUUCUUCCAUCAAUGAUGUGUAUUUUGUCUUAAGUACUACAGUGAGGAUCUCACUCUGCGUCGUCCAUGUUGUCUGUUUAUCAUUAUGGUGAUGAUUUGCAGAUACUGCCUUCUGUGUGUUAUGAUUGUCUAUGCACUCAUGUUUCUGGUUUCGGUGAGAGGUGGAUUUUAGUGGUUUUUGAUUAUUAUAUUUUUCUAUCAAUGCAGUAUUAAAAACAUAUUUAUUGGAUUUAUAUUCUUACAGAAAAUAUUUUAUAUUAAUUUCACUCAAAGAAAAAGUAAUCAUUCGCUUCAUCAUGUACUGUUUUGAUUGCGCUGUGCCAGAUUUGGCUUUCAGUUUGUAUGACAUGUCUCAACCUGUUUUAUUUAAUUUAACCUGAAGGGAAAAUUUACCUUUUAUCAUUUUUUUCUUUUUUCUUUUUUGUCUGUGUUGUGAUCUGAAACACGGUCUGAUGCUAACAAAGCGUCAAAAACUCAACUUUAACCCAACGCCUUAUGUUCUAAUGCCAAGCUGGCGUGUUUGAUUUGUGCCUGUGGUACAGAGAAAAAUCAUUGUUACUUGGAGCGUCUGUCACUGCGCUCGACUAACUUCUGAAUAAAUUCUACACAUGUAAAUUAA